GGGACGAAAUGACUGCGGAAAUCGGAUUAGUAAGUCUGACCACUAAGCAGGGAACCAUUUCUGGGAACUAAAUCAGGAAGUUCAUUUUGACAGACGAAUUUUAGAAAAAAACAAUGAGUGAAAAAAGUUCAGUUUGCAUAGUUGGUUCUGGAAAUUGGGGAUCUGCUAUUGCAAAAAUAGUGGGACAAAAUGUUGUGGAGAAAUCAGACAUAUUUGAGACAAGGGUCAACAUGUACAUGUAUGAAGAGAAUUUUGAAGGCAGGAAACUCACAGAAGUCGUUAAUGAAAAACAUGAGAAUGUUAAGUACCUGCCUGGGGUGAAAUUACCUGAAAAUGUGGUAGCUAUGCCAGAUCUUGUUGAGGCGUGUAAAGGUGCAGAUAUUCUGAUAUUUGUAAUGCCACAUCAGUUUGUUAGACAAACAUGUAAAACCAUGCAAGAACAUAUCAAAGACUCUGCUCUAGCUGUGUCAUUAAUUAAGGGUUUCGAUAAAGCUCCAGAUGGUAAACCAGGUAUUGCGAUGAUCUCCAACAUGAUAGAGGAAAUACUAGGUAUAGAUUGUGCCGUGCUGAUGGGGGCUAAUCUCGCCCCAGAAGUAGCUGAUGAACAGUUUUGUGAGGCCACUAUAGGUUGUAAGAAUUUAGCAGAGGGUGAAAUACUAAAAAAUUUGUUUGAGAAACCAUAUUUUAGAUGUUCUAUAUGUAUGGAUGUAGAAACUAUUGAAAUGUGUGGUGCUUUAAAGAAUGUGGUUGGUAUAGGGGCUGGUAUUGUGGACGGUAUGGGGCUCGGACAUAAUACCAAGGCAGCAGUGAUACGACUUGGUCUCAUGGAAAUGGUCAAAUUUGGAGAAAUGUUUAUAAAAGGUAGUCAGGAAGUAACAUUUUUUGAGAGUUGUGGAGUUGCAGAUCUGGUCGCCACUUGUCAUGGUGGACGAAACAGAAUGUUGGGUGAACUUGUUAUCAAAUCUGAUAAGGACCGGCCGAAUUGGACUAUUAAAGAAUUAGAGAAAGAAAUACUGAGAGGACAGAGUUUCCAAGGACCUUUGGUGGCUCAAGAGAUUCACGAAGUUCUUAAAGAAAGGGGUAUAGUUGAUGAUUUCCCGUUGUUUAAUGCCAUUUACAGAAUCUGUCAACGUGAAAUCCCUCCAAGUGAUUUUAUAGAUUGUCUUCGCUCACAUCCUGAACACAUGGACUGAACAGAACAGAAUAGAACAUAACAGAAUGGUACAUUAAAGAGAUUAGUGACCUUGAAGCAAGACUAAUUAGAAACCCAUCAAGCUUUUAGGAACAUCUAGUGUUGUACAUACAUUCACUCACAAAUCGCAUGAGCUUGAAAAGUAAUGUACAAGGAAAUAACUUUCAGUGAUCAAACAUGGCUUAAAUUACAAAUAAAGUUAAAGCCGUGGAUCAAUAUAAUGCUUUGAAUAGUUGAAAUAUUUUUUGUUUUGCUUUCGUUGAAAAAGAUAAUUUGAUUGACUUAGUCAACAUUUAAAUAUAGUUAAAUAUUUCAUUUCUAUCACAAAGAUGUUUUUGUUUUUCAAAGUUUGCAAUAAGUAGCAUUGCAUUGAGAAGACAAUUAAUACAACAGAAAUAUUCAUAUAAUUUAUAAUAUAUCACAGGAACUUGAUGUUUAAUCUAUAAAUCACAAGAUACGCAUUUAUAAGAAAAUAAAGCCCUUAUCUCUAUGAAUUUAUAGAGCUAUAUUUUGUCAUAAACAUAAAUUUUGUGACUUACUGUUUAAAUAUCACGUUCCAGUGCACAGAUCUAGAUAAAUGUGAAUUAAACUAAUGUAAUAGUUCAUCAUUUUCAGAAAAUUUGCAACAAAGGAUGUCUUUUAAUCAACUUUAUAGUGUAUUUUUUAUUUUAGUUCAGAUUAAUGGAAACUAUUUUGAUGUAUACUGUAAGCAGUAACAUCGUUAAAAUCUGUUGUAAAUAUAUAUUUAAUAAUUAAAAUAGGAAUAGUAUGUUUUAUAAAAAUGUUUUUAUAUUUAUUCGUUUUAUAUUCUAUAUGUUGUAGCAUAAUCUUCUGUGUUUUCCUUUUAUCCGGACAUCUAUAUAUAUAUGCAUAAGCUAAUAGGAAAGCAUGCAAAACAAAAAUCCAUUUGGAACAUAGUCUGUAAAUGAAUCAAUUUAACAGUUACAUUAUAUAAUAUUGUCUAGAUUUGGAGCUGAUGAGUGGAUUUAUUUAGUUAUUGUGGCUAUGCAUAAAAGUUAGAUUUGUUUGGACACAGUUAUAGGAUAGUCAUUAGUGGUGUUUUGU
Messenger RNA from Ruditapes philippinarum (Manila clam), 2257 nucleotides. Its product is annotated as glycerol-3-phosphate dehydrogenase [NAD(+)], cytoplasmic-like. Gene Ontology annotation, molecular function: NAD binding; protein homodimerization activity; glycerol-3-phosphate dehydrogenase [NAD(P)+] activity. The record is from RefSeq and is a predicted model, not a curated record. NCBI's taxonomy places the organism in Eukaryota, Metazoa, Mollusca, Bivalvia, Venerida, Veneridae. Bases 114 to 1193 code for a protein of 359 amino acids. Gene Ontology annotation, biological process: carbohydrate metabolic process; glycerol-3-phosphate catabolic process. The transcript is spliced from 10 exons. Gene Ontology annotation, cellular component: cytosol; glycerol-3-phosphate dehydrogenase (FAD) complex.